This is a messenger RNA of Poeciliopsis prolifica (blackstripe livebearer), 1246 nucleotides long. RefSeq names its product DELTA-stichotoxin-Hcr4a-like. The record is from RefSeq and is a predicted model, not a curated record. The transcript has 3 exons. Gene Ontology annotation, molecular function: channel activity. Bases 156 to 860 code for a protein of 234 amino acids. Lineage: Eukaryota; Metazoa; Chordata; Actinopteri; Cyprinodontiformes; Poeciliidae. Gene Ontology annotation, biological process: monoatomic cation transport; cytolysis in another organism; pore complex assembly. Gene Ontology annotation, cellular component: pore complex.
AUCCAAAGGGAAAGGAUUAGAGACGGAUCCAAGAAAGGGUGUGGUUGUGUGAUGAUACAGGUAUUAACCACAUUCAUAUUUUUGCAGUACUCUUUUGUGUAGGCCCAAACUUACUAACAUAUGUAUGUGGAAAUAGGGUGUGCUUGGUCUAAAUUAUGUUAUGUUGCAAGAGGGAGGGGAAUAUCCUGAAAAAUAGGGAAAAAAAAACAGCUCCUCCCAUUCAGGUGUCUUUUCCGACUUCUCCCAUUUUACUUUUGGAAUACUUGGACUUUGUUCACAGAUCUCAUAAUUGUUGCAGCAUGACGGAAUCGGCUGAGGCUGUGGCGGCUGAUGUGACCAGCAAGAGAAGCGUGACUAUUGAAAUCUCAAAUGUCACAAAUAACUACUGCCUUAUCAAUCCCAAAGCCUUCCUUGAAAAUGGAGAGGUGUUCAAUCCACCUCAACCUACCGUACGCCCCCUAAAGACAGAGGUGUGCACUUUCACUAAGUCUGGUGGAAAAGCAACCGGGAGUGUUGGUGUCAUGACCUACGAUCUCUUCGAGAAGUCCCAGAAUGACUACAUCGAGACCCUGGCCAUCAUGUUUUCAGUUCCCUGGGACUACAACCUGUACAAGAACUGGUUUGCAGUGGGCGUCUAUAAAAAGGGUCGCAACUGUGAUAAGGAUUUAUUCAAAGAAAUGUACUAUGAGAAGAAAGAGCAUGAGCAUGGUUUUGUCAGAGGGGAAGCCAAUGGCUCAGGAAUCAAUUAUGUGGGUAACUACCUUGACAUCAAAGCCACUAUGUGUCCCAUGGGCAAUGCCAUCAUGAAGGUGGAGGUAUGGGACAAGCUUUUCACACACAUGGGACAGCAGGCUUACUAGAAUCCAUUCCCAGUCGCAGAAUCCUUCCUCGCGGUCUGUUUUUCUACAGGCUUCCUCCACUAAAAUGAGCAUGCACUCUUUAACAGCUGUUGUUGCUGACAUGUGUCUCUAUGCCUUGGUAUUGCCCUCUAGCUUAUAGUUUGUUUAAGAUCUGAAUUUGUUUUGUUCUUCUAAAUCCUGACAGAAAUAUUUUCUUUUUAUACCAGAAGCCUUUCUGUAUUUCUGUGCUAUUCAGUUUUAAACUGGCAUCUUUAGAAAAGGAAAUCAAAGGAUGACUCAUUGAAGGAUGAGGGCACACAGCUUAAUAAAAUACUCAGAGUGGCUGUCUGAAUUCACCUUGACAUUAUCCUUUCAGGCAUAAAAUAAAUAUUUUCUCUGAAGCUUAA